Molecule: messenger RNA, 606 nt
Organism: Polypterus senegalus (gray bichir)
Lineage: Eukaryota; Metazoa; Chordata; Cladistia; Polypteriformes; Polypteridae
Product: natural killer cells antigen CD94-like
Exons: 5
Coding region: 1-606 (201 amino acids)
Cellular component (GO): plasma membrane
Molecular function (GO): transmembrane signaling receptor activity
Source: RefSeq, a predicted model, not a curated record
AUGGCAAAUGGAAUAACAUCAAAUCGCAGGGAGCAAGAACUGGAAGAGUUAAAGAUUGCAAAUUACAACUUGACCAGUAACAACAGUGCUCUGUUGGCGGCUCAUGCUACCCUGCAGUCUCAAUACGUAACUCUGAAUAAGAAACAUGAAGAACUGGACAACAAGUUCAGUAAACUGCAGGAAUACUACUGUGAUGGUACAAACACAUCUCGCGAAAACACUUGCCCGCUAUGUAAAGUGGACUGGAUCCCCUUCGGUUCCAAGUGUUACUUCAUCUCCACUAAGACACUGACCUGGAGUGAGAGCCGUGAUUGGUGCCUGACAAAGGGUGGACAAUUAAUGAAUAUAGAAGACUCAAAGGAGUGGGACAUUUUAAUAAAUCGAGCUGAUAUCACCAGAGGUAAAGAGAGCGGUUAUUGGCUUGGCGGAUAUGAUGACACAACUACCAGGAUGAAUGGCGAGCCUGUAAAAUCCAAGAGAGCCAGUGAUAACUACAAAGGAAGAUGUAUGGAGAUAUUGCUGGAGUCAAAACAGGAUUUUAGAGUAAGGUGUGAAACUCUUAAUCGAUGGAUCUGUGAGUCUGCUGUAUUUCCACUUCGUAUUUAA